UGUUUAAUUUUAUACAACUGAGUACUUAGCCUAGCUUCUGUUGUCUAAAUUUCAGUUAUUUUUAAAUAAGGUCAACACAUGAAUAUCCAGAAUCCGCGCUGGGUGCCGUACGGCCUUCGGGGCGGAAGACCCGAUGAACAACAGGGGGAUCAGCCGGAAAUCAUCGUGAUCGGGGAGCGGGAGCUGAGGGCCUUCAUCUUCAAGGUCUACCUGUGCGCCGUGGGUCUGUGCUUCCUGACGGCGAUUCCGUGGAUCGUCCUGUCGGCUUUGGAGGUGGACGUGUACAAGGCCAUUCCGGUGCCGCCGUUCGUUUGGCUGAUCCUGGCCUUCGUCAUCCUCACGAUCCUCAGCUGCAUCCGACAGACGCCGCCCAUGACCCUCAUUUGCUGGGGACUCGUCCUGGGAUCCCUGUUCUUUAUCACCUUCUACGGAGCAUACUACACGCAUUUGGUGAAUGUUUGGGUCCUGGUGGUGUCACUCGUAAUAUCCGGUGUCCUUAUUGCCCUGCUCAAUCUUUACGGCGCCAAGAGUCCGUCGAUCUUCCUGCCCAACGUCAUCUGCACCUGCUGCGUUUUCCUGCUGGCCGUCAUCACAAUGAUCGUGCUCCUCAUCCUCUACAUGGUCAUCAACGAUUUGCGCUAUUUACUGGGCUUCGCCAUUGUGUUCUGCAUCAUGAUCAUUUUCAUGGUCAUCUUUCAGGCCCGCUUCCUCUGCGGAAGGCUCCAACAUGUUCCCUACGGGGAGACCGCCAGCUCCGCCAACAGUAUCUACCUGCACUUCAUCUUCCUGACCUCCUGCAUGCUCGUCUUUGCCCUGUACUACAAUCACGUCAAUAAAGACUAAGAAUUGAGCAUUUUUU
Molecule: messenger RNA, 859 nt
Organism: Drosophila ficusphila
Lineage: Eukaryota; Metazoa; Arthropoda; Insecta; Diptera; Drosophilidae
Exons: 1
Coding region: 79-843 (254 amino acids)
Source: RefSeq, a predicted model, not a curated record